AUGUCGACACAAACCAACACCCAGACACAGCAAAAGUUCGGUGUGUCGAAUGACAUCCCAAUACCUCGUGGCGAAGCACACUCGAAGCUCGUUUUCUACGCCCCACCGGCAGAUGGCUCAGCACCGUGGAACUACGUCGAGCAGCCGCCAGAGGGCUCGCCACAGCGCAACUACACCGAAGACAGCCACGAAGUCACAAUCAACGACAUCCGAGGCCGAGAACAAGACUUCGACAUGAACGUCAACGGCUUUGGCACGAUCUCAGGCAUUGAGAGUAAAGAGAAGGAUUUCACAGAGGACGAGUCGAUCAAGGCGAAUUACUAUCCUGAGGUCGAGAAGCUGGUUUUAGACCACGUACCUGGUGCGAAGCGAGUGUUCAUCUUCGACCACACAGUGCGAAGGUCAGACCCAAACGCAAAGCGAGCGCCUGUCAACCGCGCACACAUCGACCAGACAACUCGGUCUGCAAACAUGAGGGUCGACUAUCACAUGGGUGACGAGGCAGAAGAGCUCAAGAACGGUCGUGUCCGCCUGAUCAAUGUCUGGCGACCAUUGAAUGGUCCAGUCGUUGCAUCGCCCCUCGCAUAUGCCGACUCGAGAUCUGUGCCAGAUGAUGACAUCGUGCCUGUCGAGCAUCGCUACCCACACAGAACUGGCGAGACUGCUGGAGUCAAGUAUACCAACAACGGCAAGUGGUAUUACUGGUCUGGCAUGAAGAACGACGAGCGAAUCCUGCUGCAGUGCUAUGAUAGCGAGGAUGGUGCACGUACACCGCACUCAGCAUUUGUUGAUCCCAGGACACAAGCGGACUGGCCUGGUCGUGAAAGUAUCGAGGUUAGGACUUUGGUGUUUGGUUGA
This is a messenger RNA of Fulvia fulva, 858 nucleotides long. RefSeq names its product Fe(II)/2-oxoglutarate-dependent dioxygenase nvfI. Bases 1 to 858 code for a protein of 285 amino acids. NCBI's taxonomy places the organism in Eukaryota, Fungi, Ascomycota, Dothideomycetes, Mycosphaerellales, Mycosphaerellaceae. Gene Ontology annotation, molecular function: oxidoreductase activity. The transcript has a single exon. The record is from RefSeq and is a predicted model, not a curated record.